AUGGAGAUUGGGUUUCAAAUCAAGAAAUUGGCGACCAUUUCAAUCAGAAGAUGUUACAAAACAGUUUACAACCAUCCAUUCCUUGUUGCCGUGGUGUUUUUCUUGAUUUUUCUACGCAGAUCAUUUCCUUUUCUGUUUUCCCUCCUGGUGUCUGCUUCCCCUAUUGUUGUUUGCAGCAUUGUUUUGAUUGGAACCCUUUUGAGUUUUGAUCAAUGGAGCAUACCCGAAACCAAGAAGCAAGAAUUGGCAACCCUUGAGAUCAAAGGUCUAAAAGUUGGGGUUUCUAAUGUUGCUCCUGUUGUUGAGAGAAAUGACAAUUUCAGAGUCCCCAUUGCCAGUGAAGUUGAAGAAGUGUUUGGUAACUUUGUUUAUAGUGUACCACUAAUCAAAGAAGAUUCCCAGAAAAUUCGGUUAGAAAAGCAGGUGCCUGAGGGAGUGGAAAUAGAUUUUGAUGACUCCGAAAUUGAGAUGAUGAGUGAAAUGGAUGAAGAGGGACUUGGAAAUGGGGAAGGCCUUGAGAACCAGUUUUCUCAGAUUGAUAAUAUAGAAGAGGAAAAGUUUGAAUUGCAGCAUGAUAUAUCGCCUAGGCUAUCUGAUUAUUCUCACGUUGCAGAUUAUGCAGACUCUCCUCCAGAAUCACCGGUGGAGGAUGUGGAUGAUGAGGGUACGAGUGCGGGGUCUGAUUGGGCCGGGAGUUGCUCUCCUGAUGCUUCAAUAUCCGGCAUCAUUCCAAUGCUUGACGAGAUCCACCCGCUUUUAGAUGAAGACGCUCCUCAGCCUGCUAGUAUAUACGAUGGUGGUUCUGAUGCUGAUUCAGAGACGUCUCAGAAAUCUAGUGAUGGCACUAAUGAGUCAGACUCAGACGAGGAUAUUAAAAGCCAGAAAGAGGAAGCUUGUGAGGAUGAUAGUGAUGAAAACGAUGACUAUGAAGGGGAAGAAGGAACACAGAAUGAUAAAGAGGAUGGAACUAAAUCUUCAGUCACGUGGACAGAGGAUGACCAAAAGAAUCUCAUGGAGUUGGGAACAUCUGAGCUAGAAAGGAAUAAAAGGUUGGAGAAUCUUAUUGCGAAAAGAAGCAUGAGGAGGAUGAUGACCGAGAAGAACUUUGCAGAUAAAAUUGUUGGUCCCCCCUUCAAUAUUCCUUACAUUUCAACAAGAAGAAUCAACCCUUUCGAUCUUCCUCAUGAUACUGAUGGCGACACGGGGUUACCACCUAUUCCUGGAUCUGCUCCUUCUAUUCUCUUAAAAAGAGGUAACCCUUUUGAUCUUCCUUGUGACUUGAGUAGUAAGAAACCUGAUCCUGUGGAAGAGAGUUUUCCACCUGGGGUUAUGCCACUUCCUCCGAAGGAGAUUUUCCUCCGAAGGCAUGAAAGUUUUAAUGUGAGACCAUCACCAUUUGGGCCUUCCAAGCAGGAGAAGCAAGAUAUCAAGUUAAGACCUUAUUUUGUACCGGAACGGCUUCCUAUGGAAUGGACAAGCUAUUCCUCCAUCCGAAGGCAAUCAAGCGAGAGUUCUGUUCCUGAAACCGAGUCAAUAUGUUCAGAUGAGGGUGAGGGUGAUAAGAAUGCUAGUGAAGAAGAUUCUUCUCAAGAAGUAGUAGGGAUGAUCUUGGACAUCGAGAGUGCUUCCGAGCAUGUUGGACAUGGAAGCGAAUCUUCUGAUGAUGUACACACUGUGGAAUUAGGCCAGGCUGAGAACAGAGGUACCGUGCAUGAUGACACUGAAAUUAGAUUGGGAGGUGUGGAAAGUCAUCCUGAAAACUUCUCUGUCUCUUCUGAAACUACUCCUGUGGAGUACAGCACAAGUGAAAUUCAUCUGAAUAACGCACCAGAUGAAGUUCAUUGCAGUAGUAGAUCAAGCCUGUCGUCAUUGUCAGAAGUAGACGAGGUAAAUUUGGACCACCCCAAAAUGGAGAAUCCUAUGGAGGACUGUGUCAUUGCAGAGGAACCUUCACAAGAACAUUCAGACUCAGACUCUAUGAUUGGUUUAGCGGAUGACAGUCAACAUGAAGAGCCUGUUUAUGAUUCAAGCCCACAGUCAAUUCAGACAAAUCUCUCAUCUUGCCGCCAUUUCCCAACCUACAAAUAG
This is a messenger RNA of Diospyros lotus (date-plum), 2088 nucleotides long. RefSeq lists its product as uncharacterized. Bases 1 to 2088 code for a protein of 695 amino acids. The record is from RefSeq and is a predicted model, not a curated record. The transcript has a single exon. NCBI's taxonomy places the organism in Eukaryota, Viridiplantae, Streptophyta, Magnoliopsida, Ericales, Ebenaceae.